This is a messenger RNA of Rhopalosiphum maidis (corn leaf aphid), 723 nucleotides long. RefSeq lists its product as uncharacterized. The coding region runs from base 1 to 723 and encodes 240 amino acids. Lineage: Eukaryota; Metazoa; Arthropoda; Insecta; Hemiptera; Aphididae. The record is from RefSeq and is a predicted model, not a curated record. The transcript has 6 exons.
AUGGCUGACACUGAACAGAACAAAGAAUACACUGCAGAAACUCCUGGUAAACAAAGGGUUAAAUUAAUACCGCAGAUAUACAAAUUUCGAGUAGCUCCGGUAAGAGGUAACAUCAAGCAAUUUGCGCUACAAAUGCCGUUUUCAACUCUUUUCGACAAUUUGAUUGCAGUUUUGUGGUCUCUGUACAACAAAGAAACAAAAAUUAAAAGCGGGAUAAAUCAAAUUCAAUGGGCGUUAGAGUUUUUGAAAUGUUUAAAAGUGGAUUAUAAUUACCCAGAAAGUAUCGGUAAAAUUGUUAAAACGAUAGAAAAAGUUAUGAUAGAACUUUAUUCAAAAAUAAAUAUAAUACAGUAUAAGGCAAAAUUGCAGGAACCAAGCGUUGAACUAAAAGAUUCAAUGAGCGAUUCAAAAAAUGAGUAUUCCUUAUACUUUAACGAAAAUGAUAUAGUGAAAAAACUAGAAACAAUUACCAUACGAAUGGACCGGAUAUCUGGAGAACCCAGAUGCAUAAAAGAAUUGAAUGAAUUGGGUAAAAGAAAACCUAAAGCCGAACCCUGUAAAAAAGACAACAAAAAUUCACAAUCAUUCGUGAUUGGAGCGCUGAAAAAAAUAUUGAAAAAAGCCACAGAGGUGGACACUAUAACGGAAGUCGAAGAGCUAUUAAAAGAAUUAAACACUCAGAACACGACUCAAGGAGGAACAAAGUCUCUAAAUAAGGUGUAA